Messenger RNA from Emiliania huxleyi CCMP1516, 723 nucleotides. RefSeq lists its product as hypothetical. The coding region runs from base 41 to 589 and encodes 182 amino acids. The transcript has a single exon. Gene Ontology annotation, biological process: sterol metabolic process. The record is from RefSeq and is a predicted model, not a curated record. Lineage: Eukaryota; Haptophyta; Isochrysidales; Noelaerhabdaceae. Gene Ontology annotation, molecular function: oxidoreductase activity, acting on paired donors, with incorporation or reduction of molecular oxygen; heme binding; monooxygenase activity.
GCCGGAGAGCCUGCUCGGCCUCGCGCUCGACUGGGCGGGGAUGGCCAAGGAGGCGGGGCUGGACGGCAGCGGGGACAGCAGCGGGCUCAUGAUCGAGAGCGUGGUCGACCCUCUACUGCUCGCGGCGCUGGCGGGGACCAAGCUCGCGGUCAUGUUCUGCCUCUACUCCAUCGAGGGGUGGAGGUGGUCCGAGGAGCACCAGGUCCCCGCCAAGGAGGAGAUGCAGCUGCUCUACCGCAAGGACCCGGAGGCGUGGAUCCUCGAGGUGCUGCGGCUGUGUGCGCCCGUCGCGGGCACGCACAAGGUGCUGCCAGAGUCGACGCGCCUGCCCUUCCUCCGCGGUAGCCGCGACUUCCCGGCCGGGACGAUCGUCACCGCGUCCAUCCCCGACGCGCACGUCGACCCGUCCGCCUUCGAGGACCCGAUGGCCUUCCGGCCGGGCCGUUGCCCAAAGGACAGGUACCUCAUCUGGAACGGCCCCUUUGGCGGCGCCGCGCCGCGCCACUGUCCGGGCGAAAGCAUUGCGCUGAAGCUGUGCGAGGUCUUCACCACCGCGUACCUCGACCGCCAGGUGGAUAGCCAGGCGUAGUCGCGUAGUGGGGUCUCCACAUCAAACAUGCCAUCAAAUCACACAACACUCCGCAUCCUCUCUCUCUCGAGCUAGCCUAGCGCGGAGUCUUUUGAGAUAGUCCCGCGUUACAAGCCCAGAUCAUGGGGUUUACA